Molecule: messenger RNA, 1840 nt
Organism: Rhincodon typus (whale shark)
Lineage: Eukaryota; Metazoa; Chordata; Chondrichthyes; Orectolobiformes; Rhincodontidae
Product: ADP-ribosylation factor-like protein 8B-A
Exons: 7
Coding region: 89-655 (188 amino acids)
Biological process (GO): anterograde axonal transport; protein transport
Cellular component (GO): lysosomal membrane
Molecular function (GO): GTP binding; GTPase activity
Source: RefSeq, a predicted model, not a curated record
UGAUCACCGGCUGCGGAGCUGCAGACGUAAGGCAAGCUGAAGCUGAACUGGUAGAGCAGCAGAAAGUGGAGAGCUGGAGCCAGAGAAGAUGAGCAUGUUGGUGCUGAUUAACAAGUUGCUGGACUGGUUUAAGUCCCUGUUCUGGAAGGAGGAGAUGGAGCUGACCCUGGUCGGGCUGCAGUACUCGGGCAAGACGACGUUUGUGAAUGUGAUCGCGUCUGGUCAGUUCACUGAGGAUAUGAUUCCAACUGUGGGUUUCAACAUGAGAAAGCUAACAAAAGGAAAUGUCACUAUUAAGAUCUGGGAUAUUGGUGGUCAGCCAAGAUUCCGAAGCAUGUGGGAACGUUACUGCAGAGGAGUUAAUGCUAUUGUCUACAUGGUGGAUGCUGCAGACUUUGAAAAGAUUGAAGCUUCAAAGAACGAACUUCACAACUUAUUAGAUAAACCACAGUUGCAAGGAAUUCCUGUGUUAGUCUUGGGAAAUAAGAGAGACCUUCCUAAUGCUUUGGACGAGAAACAGCUAAUUGAAAAAAUGAAUCUAUCUGCUAUCCAGGAUCGAGAAAUCUGUUGUUAUUCAGUAUCCUGCAAAGAGAAGGAUAACAUUGACAUUACACUACAGUGGCUUAUUCAGCACUCCAAAUCCAGGCACUGUUGAGGUUGGUCUCCUGUUGUAGAAGAUGGUAAACUGCUUGUCCAUCCAAUGUACCUUGGAAAGAAGUAUGGAAAAGUAAAGCCUAACUCAGCUGGGCCUGAGUCUUUCAAUCCCAGUCCUUGUUAUUAUGGACUUCUAAGAUUUCUUCUUUGCGUUCCUUUGACUUCAGGUCAUUUUCUACGUUUAAGGAAAGUUGUGCCAUUCAACAGUAAUGAUGAGUAAUCAUAAAUUAUUUCUGUAAGCCAUGGGCACAUGGCUUCUUUAUUUAAGAGAUGCCUCUGAAAAAAAGAUCCACAGAAAAUGUCUAUACCCUUUUUAAUAGGACGAUAUCCUGAUUGUGUGUUUCUCAUUUUGCAUGUGAUGUAUUAAUAUAGAGCAGUAUUUCAAUGUAUGAUUACUGAUCCAAAAGAACUGACCCUAUUUAUAACAGCAAUGGUUUGCUUGACCAGUGAAGAUAUGUUCCUGCUAAAUUGAAAGUAGUUAUGUGAAUGUACAAGCAGGAGAGCAAUAUUUUGCUGAUUGAUGGGGAUGCUUUCACUUUCCUAUUUUGACAAUAUCAUGGAUCGCACUUUUAUACUAACACCAAUAUAAUUCUGUCAAAUGGUUUUCCAUCCAUCUCAAAGGCCAUCUACAUCCACAGGGUAGCAGGGAAAUUCAAUUGACAUUUCCUUCAUAGCUUAAUUGCUCUUUCAAAUUAUUUGCAUUCAUCAAGACAUAAGCCAUAAAUAUAACCUAAUGAUUUCAUGCAAAUUUGAAAGAAGGCUGCAAAUUGAUUUUAUUGUGUGGAAGUGAUAUGCACCAUUCCAAGUUUCAUCUUUUAUUUCGUGAAUCUCAAUAUGAGAACAGCACAAGAUAAGGCUAUUAUCAAUGUUUUAGUAGAUAUGGAACAUCAGACACUGCCAAGUGGAGGAUAAUAGUAUCUGGAUUGUACCACAAUGACAGCAAAUUUGAAAUACAUCCAACAGUUGCUUGAAAGUGCAGUCUGAUGGUCACAAUCCUGUUCCAAAUUGGCAUGUUACACUGUGAGAUGCAGGUUUUAGUCCAAUUUGAUGUCAUAAUUGUCUUUUCUACUAUAGCACUUAAACAAGACUGUAAUCAAGAUCUUUUCAAACUAGCUAUGUUCUUUUACAGUACCAGAGACUUUGCCACUUACUUCACAUUUCAGUUCCCUUUUAUAUUUGUUCUUCU